AUGUCCUGGUUCCAAAAGACCUUCACCCUCCCACCCCGCAGUCGCGGCUCCUACCUCAUCACCGACACCGUCCUCGCCGAAUUACCCGAGAUCCGCGACUACAAGGUCGGCAUGGUCAACCUGUUUGUGCAGCAUACGAGUUGCGCUCUCUCGUUGAACGAGAAUUGGGAUGACGAUGUGCGGGCGGAUAUGAGUGAUGCGCUGGAUCGUAUUGCGCCGUAUGAUCGGAAGGGUGAUUUGUAUCGUCAUUCGGCGGAGGGUGAGGAUGAUAUGCCGGCCCACAUCAAGUCCGCGCUGAUCGGCGCCUCUGUGAAUAUUCCCAUCUCGAAUGGUCGUCUGGCGACAGGCACCUGGCAGGGAAUCUGGUACCUCGAGUUCCGCACGAGUCGGCAUACGCGCAAGGUGGUCGCGACCAUUCAGGGUCAGAAGGCUUGA
Molecule: messenger RNA, 435 nt
Organism: Penicillium oxalicum
Lineage: Eukaryota; Fungi; Ascomycota; Eurotiomycetes; Eurotiales; Aspergillaceae
Product: YjbQ family protein
Exons: 2
Coding region: 1-435 (144 amino acids)
Source: RefSeq, a predicted model, not a curated record